AUGAUUUGGCAAGGAAGGCGGGCCUGAGCCGGGUUAGGGUGUCCUUGCAGGGUGUCUGAGCUAAACUUCACCAAAUAAUAGCUGUUUGUAUUUUGGCUGCUGCAGGAGCCAUUUUAGUGCAUCUGUACAAUUGCCAAUGCAGUUCCCUUGCCUCCUUGUUCCUCUCAACUGCGGGCUGGUUGGCUAUGAACUUGCGAGGAUGGUCUGGGUCAGAAAAAUAAAUAUCUUCCUUCAAUAGAUGAUAAUGAAAAUACAGAAGAAAGAGAAGCAGUUGUCACAUUUAAAAGUUCUGAAUCACUCCCCAAUGUCUGAUGCCUCUGUCAACUGUGACUGCAAAUCCCCCUCCCCAUUUGAGCACAGCACUGAUCAGGAAGAGAGAAUUGAAGAUGCUGCUAGUCACUGUCUGCCCCAGAAGGAACUGUACGCUGCUGAAGAGGAAGCUGAGACCCUUUUUCCAAGGAAAAUGACAUCUUAUAAUGGGAUGGAGGACAGUGGAGGAGGAGGCACUGGGGUGAAGAAGAAACGGAAGAAAAAGGAUCCAGGAGAGCAAGGGCGGGCAGCCAAGGGAAGCAAGGACAGGGAGCCCAAGCCAAAGAGGAAGCGAGAACCUAGAGAGCCAAAGGAACCCAGGAAGGCCAAGGAGCCCAGGAGGGCCAAGGAGCCCAAGGAGCCCAAGCAGAAGGACGGAGCGAAGAAAGUGCGGAAGCCCCGGGAGGCCUCGGGCACCAAGGAGGCCAAAGAGAAGAGGAGCAGUGCCGACUCCACAGCCAGGACGAAGUCCAAGAAGGCCAGCAAGGAGCAAGGACCAACCCCAGUGGAGAAAAAGAAGAAAGGAAAAAGGAAAAGUGAAACCACAGUGGAGAGUUUAGAGCUGGAUCAGGGCCUGUCGAACCCAUCCCUGCGGAGUCCUGAGGAAUCCACUGAGUCUACAGACAGCCAGAAACGACGCUCUGGACGGCAGGUGAAGCGCAGGAAAUACAAUGAGGACCUGGAUUUCAAGGUGGUGGAUGAUGAUGGGGAAACAAUCGCUGUUCUCGGAGCAGGCCGAACGUCCGCCCUCUCUGCUUCUACCCUGGCUUGGCAGGCAGAGGAGCCUCCAGAAGAUGACGCAAAUAUCAUUGAGAAGAUUCUGGCAUCCAAGACUGUCCAGGAGGUUCACCCAGGAGAACCCCCAUUCGACUUGGAGCUAUUCUACGUUAAGUAUAGAAAUUUCUCCUACUUACACUGUAAAUGGGCCACAAUGGAAGAGCUCGAAAAGGACCCUCGCAUCGCACAGAAGAUAAAGCGAUUCAGGAAUAAACAAGCCCAGAUGAAGCACAUUUUCACUGAGCCUGACGAAGACUUGUUCAAUCCAGACUACGUAGAGGUCGAUCGCAUCUUGGAGGUGGCCCACACCAAAGAUGCAGAAACAGGCGAGGAGGUGACGCACUAUCUGGUGAAGUGGUGCUCCCUGCCUUACGAGGAAAGCACGUGGGAGCUGGAGGAAGACGUGGACCCUGCCAAAGUUAAAGAGUUCGAAUCUCUCCAAGUCCUCCCUGAAAUGAAGCAUGUGGAGCGGCCUGCUUCAGACUCCUGGCAGAAACUAGAGAAGUCUCGCGAGUAUAAGAACAGUAAUCAGCUCCGGGAGUACCAGCUGGAGGGAAUGAACUGGCUUCUUUUUAACUGGUAUAACAGAAAAAACUGUAUUUUGGCUGAUGAGAUGGGCCUAGGGAAGACCAUCCAGUCCAUCACAUUCCUUUCAGAAAUAUUCCUUCGAGGGGUGCACGGCCCUUUUCUCAUCAUCGCCCCCCUCUCCACUAUCACUAACUGGGAGCGGGAGUUCCGGACGUGGACAGAGAUGAACGCCAUCGUGUACCACGGCAGCCAGAUCAGCAGGCAGAUGAUCCAGCAGUACGAAAUGGUGUACAGAGAUGCCCAGGGAAACCCCCUUUCAGGAGUCUUCAAGUUCCAUGUCGUCAUCACAACAUUUGAGAUGAUCCUGGCAGACUGCCCAGAGCUGAAGAAGAUUCACUGGAGCUGUGUGAUCAUUGAUGAAGCCCACAGACUGAAGAAUAGGAACUGCAAACUUCUGGAAGGUCUCAAGCUCAUGGCCCUGGAACACAAAGUGCUGCUCACUGGGACGCCCUUGCAGAACUCGGUGGAGGAGCUGUUCAGUUUGCUCAAUUUUCUGGAGCCUUCACAGUUUCCCUCAGAGACUGCUUUCUUGGAGGAGUUUGGGGAUCUGAAAACAGAGGAACAGGUGAAGAAACUGCAGUCUAUCUUAAAACCAAUGAUGCUUCGUCGGCUGAAAGAUGACGUGGAGAAGAACCUUGCCCCCAAACAAGAGACGAUUAUUGAAGUAGAGCUCACCAAUAUCCAGAAAAAGUACUACCGUGCCAUCCUGGAGAAGAACUUUUCCUUCCUGACCAAGGGGGCAAAUCAGCACAACAUGCCCAAUCUCAUCAACACCAUGAUGGAGCUGAGAAAGUGCUGCAACCAUCCCUACCUGAUCAACGGGGCAGAGGAGAAGAUUUUGGAAGAUUUCCGGAAAACCCACAGCUCUGAUGCCCCUGACUUCCAGCUGCAGGCCAUGAUUCAGGCAGCAGGGAAGCUGGUGCUGAUUGAUAAACUGCUCCCUAAGCUGAUUGCAGGUGGCCACAAAGUGCUCAUCUUCUCCCAGAUGGUGCGCUGCCUUGAUAUCCUGGAAGAUUAUCUCAUCCAGAGAAGAUACACCUAUGAGCGAAUUGAUGGGCGAGUACGGGGAAACCUGCGCCAGGCAGCCAUCGACCGGUUCUGUAAGCCAGACUCAGACCGCUUUGUCUUUCUUCUGUGCACCCGAGCGGGAGGCCUGGGGAUCAAUCUCACAGCUGCUGAUACCUGCAUCAUAUUUGAUUCAGACUGGAACCCACAAAAUGACUUGCAGGCUCAGGCCCGUUGUCACCGGAUAGGCCAGAGCAAGGCCGUGAAGGUGUAUCGCCUCAUUACCCGGAACUCCUAUGAGCGAGAAAUGUUUGACAAGGCCAGCCUGAAGCUGGGUCUGGACAAGGCUGUUCUUCAGGACAUCAACCGAAAGGGCGGCACCAACGGGGUACAACAGCUUUCAAAAAUGGAGGUAGAGGACUUGCUCCGGAAAGGUGCUUAUGGAGCCUUGAUGGAUGAGGAAGAUGAAGGCUCCAAGUUCUGUGAAGAAGACAUAGACCAGAUUCUGCAGAGGCGAACGCACACUAUCACCAUCCAGUCUGAAGGGAAGGGGUCCACUUUUGCCAAGGCUAGCUUUGUGGCUUCAGGAAAUAGAACAGAUAUUUCCUUAGAUGACCCAAAUUUUUGGCAGAAAUGGGCUAAAAUAGCUGAACUGGACACCGAAGCAAAGAAUGAGAAGGAAAGCUUAGUGAUCGACAGGCCUCGCGUGAGAAAGCAGACCAAACACUACAAUUCCUUUGAGGAGGAUGAACUCAUGGAAUUUUCAGAGUUAGACAGUGACUCUGACGAAAGACCCACAAGGUCCAGGCGCCUCAACGACAAAACCAGACGCUACCUCCGAGCUGAAUGCUUCCGGGUAGAGAAGAACCUGCUCAUCUUCGGCUGGGGCCGGUGGAAGGACAUCCUGACGCACGGGCGAUUCAAGUGGCAUCUGAAUGAAAAGGACAUGGAGAUGAUUUGCCGUGCCCUGCUGGUAUACUGUGUCAAGCAUUACAAGGGGGAUGAGAAGAUCAAGAGUUUCAUUUGGGAAUUGAUCACACCCACCAAAGAUGGGCAGGCCCAGACGCUCCAGAACCACUCAGGGUUGUCUGCUCCGGUCCCCAGAGGGAGGAAGGGGAAGAAGACGAAGAACCAGCUGCUGCUCCCAGAGUUAAAGAAUGCAGACUGGCUGGCCACCUGCAACCCUGAGGUUGUCUUGCAUGAUGAUGGCUACAAGAAACACCUCAAACAACACUGCAACAAGGUACUUUUGCGAGUCCGGAUGCUCUACUACCUAAAAGCAGAAAUACUGGGAGAAGCAGCUGAUAAAGCGUUUGAAGGGACUUCCGCCAGGGAGCUGGAGGUGCCUCUGCCUGACAUCGACUAUGUGGAGAUCCCGGUGGAUUGGUGGGAUGCUGAGGCCGAUAAGUCUCUUCUGAUUGGCGUGUUCAAACAUGGGUACGAGCGGUACAAUGCCAUGCGGGCCGACCCGGCACUUUGCUUCCUGGAGAAGGUCGGGAUGCCGGAUGAGAAGUCGCUCUCUGCAGAACAGGGUGUUGCGGAUGGGACCUCAGACAUUCCCGAGAGAGGCAAUGUGGAUAAAGAAGACAACACUGAAGAAAAAGUAGACAGCCUUCAGAAACAGACGGAGAGUUCCAGCGAUGGAGGUGACGGCGUUUUUGGUGAAAAGAAGGAAGACAGCCAGGCAGCCCAGGAUGGCUCCGACCCAGACAAAUCGCCCUGGCCAGUGUCAUCUGCACUCACAGCUCGGCUCAGGCGGCUGGUCACUAUUUAUCAGCGCUGCAACCGCAAGGAACUCUGCCGGCCUGAGAUUCUGGGCCCAGGUAACCAAGGAUACUGGGUCCAGGAAGAGAUGUUCAGGAGAACCUCAGAAAUGGACCUCAUCAACAAGGAAGCCCAAAAGAGGUGGACAAGGAGGGAGCAGGCAGACUUCUACAGGACGGUGUCUUCCUUUGGUGUUGUUUUUGAUCAAGAGAAGAAAGCCUUUGACUGGACACAGUUCCGCAUCAUCUCCCGUCUGGACAAGAAAUCCGACGAGAGCCUGGAGCACUAUUUCCACAGUUUCGUGGCCAUGUGCCGGCACGUCUGUCGUCUGCCCGCGUGGAGAGAUGGCGGUCCCCCAGACCCCGCCAUCUAUGUUGAGCCUAUCACUGAGGAACGGGCCGCCAAAACCCUGUACCGCAUUGAACUGCUGCGGAAGGUCCGAGAGCAGGUGCUGACGUGUCCUCAGCUUCACGAGCGCCUCCAGCUCUGCAGGCCCAGCCUCUACCUUCCAGUGUGGUGGGAGUGUGGGAAGCACGAUCGGGACCUGCUCAUCGGCACCGCCAAGCAUGGGCUGAACCGCACUGACUAUUACAUCAUGACCGACCCCCAGCUGUCCUUCCUGGAUGCCUACAGAAACUAUGCCCAGCAUAAAAGGCCUGACGCCCAGUCUCCAGAAAGUCUCUGUUGCCUUUACCAGACCAACUCCAAACUGUACGAGUCUCUUACAUACACACAAAUGAGCAGGACUUCAGAGUCCCUUGAAAAUGAACCCGAGAAUCUAGGAAAAAUAGAAGGCAGAGAGGAUUCCCUCGGUGCACCUAGGGGCAGCUUACCUGACAUGACUUGUGAGAACUUUGUUUCCAAAGUUCAGGAUGUCAUCUCUAUCAGCCAUGAUGAAAGUCUGCUGCCUGAGUCCUUGGAGAGCAUGAUGUACGGUAAGAAGGUGUUUAGCGGAGGGCCAGGCUCUCUGCAGGAGAGCCCAGGUGCCAACACAGAAUCCAGAACAGAUGCCAUUACUAUCUCAGCCAGCGAAGAUGCGAACUGCCAGCCUGGUGGCCAUGAGGCAGAAGGCGCUUCGGGCUCCUCCCUCAUGGAUAGUUUAGAAGCAGGAGUAGCUCAGAUGAACAUUAAAAAUGGAAAUCAUCUGUUGAUGUCUCUUACGAGAGAAGAGGACCUCUGCUGCAGGGAGGCAGCCCAGAGACCUGAGAGCAUCGGGCAGUUAGAAGCCAAGUGCUUGGCUUCCCCUUCCUUGGAUCAAGGAAAUGAAAGUGGGUUUGUCGAUAUGUGUAACCUCAGUGUCUAUGACUCCAAAAGAAACCUGUCGUCAGAGCAGCAAUUAAUUGAUUUAUUAGAAAACAAAAGUUUAGAAAGUAAUUUGAUUUUGAGUCAGAACCACAGUGAUGAGGAGGAAGAAGAGGAGGAAAACGAAGAGGAAAACUUGGACAUGGUAGCAGGCAUGAGGGGAAGGCCAGGGGUUUUGCCUCUGACCCAGCCCACUGCUCAUAUGCCAAGUGAAAGGAGCCGAGGCUUCUGUGUAGACGAAGCCAAGAAAGGCAGCCUGGAGGCUGUGAGCCAGAAUGCUAGACUGCAGGGGGCUUUUCCUCAAGCAGCCUGCCAGUGUCACUGCAAACACUUGGAGAGGUGGACCCGUGGCCUUGAGAAUGAUGAAUUUGAAAUGGAAAAGCCCAAGGGUUAUAACCCAGAUCUGUACAGAAGCAAAACUAAUAACAUCACAGUGGAGCGGGAGCUCACCGCUCUUCCAUCAGAGCCGUUUCAAGUGAAGCAUGAACUUUUAAAAGAACCUUGGAAAGAAAGUGCAGAAGGGAAGAAGGGUUUCCUUACACAUCCUCCUGAAGGAAGCGAGCUCAAGUCAGAAGACAUGGAUUUUGAGAGUAAAGAUGAUUACGAUAGAGAUGGAAACUGCCAUGGUCAAGAUUAUCCAGGGAAAUCCUCUGAAGAGGAGAGCAAGAGUUCCACGUCAGGCGUCACAGGAGACACUGGGGAUGACCUUCAGGAAGCUCGGGCUCCCACCAUCGCUCAGCUGCUCCAGGAGAAAACCCUCUAUUCCUUCUCUGAGUGGCCGAAGGAUCGGGUGAUAAUCAAUCGCCUAGAUAACAUCUGCCACGUGGUGUUAAAUGGGAAGUGGCCCUCCAGCCAGCAGUACGAGCCCUCGGGCACACUGCCCGCCCCCGUUGUAACCAGCAGCGCUGGCUCUCGGAGCAGCCUCUCAGAGCCUGAAGCCGCGGAGCACAGCUUCAGCAGUGGCGCGGCACUGGUGGCCCAGAUCCAUAAGGACAGCUUCCUGGCUCCAGUAUUCACAAAGGAUGAGCAGAAGCACAGACGUCCUUAUGAGUUUGAGCUGGAGAGGGAUGCAAAGGCUCGGAACCUGGACCAGUUCUCUGCCCCCCAUGGGCACCCCUCGAUUGUCCUCAACGGCUGGCAUGGGGAGUCAGCAAUAGACCUCUCCUGUGCAUCUGAGGGGUCUCCAGGAGCCACAUCCCCUUUUCCAGUGAGUGCCAGCACCCCUAAGAUUGGAGCUCUCAGUUCACUUCAAGGAGCCCUCGGCAUGGACUUGUCUGGAAUUCUACAAGCCGGCCUGAUCCAUCCAGUGACUGGGCAGAUCGUCAACGGAAGCCUCAGAAGAGACGACCCUGCCACGAGGAGGCGGAGAGGGAGGCGGAAACAUGUUGAGGGCGGGAUGGACCUCAUCUUUCUGAAGGAGCAGACGCUUCAGGCAGGAAUCUUGGAAGUCCAUGAAGAGCUGGGGCAGGCCCCUCUGAGCACCUCACACCCCGAAGGUCCAGCACCCACCACUUCGCCCCCUGAGCCAGCCCCACCAGCCGCCAGCCAGGCUGAGAAGGCCAUUCCCAGCAAGAGUCUGCUUGACUGGCUGAGGCAGCAGGCUGACUACUCCUUAGACAUCCCCAGCUUUGGAGCAAAUUUUUCAGACAAACCAAAGCAGAGGAGGCCACGCUGUAAGGAACCUGGAAAAUUAGAUGCCAAUUCUCUGAGCGGAGAAGAGAGGGUUCCUGCUGUCCCCAAGGAGCCAGGACUGCGGGGCUUUCUCCCAGAAAACAAGUUCAAUCACACCCUGGCUGAGCCUGUUCUUCGAGACGCAGGCCCCCGCAGGAGGGGGAGGCGACCUCGGAGCGAGCUCCUGAAAGCUCCCGCCAUGGUGGCGGACUCUCCCUCUGGAAUGGGGCCGCUGUUCAUGAAUGGACUGAUUGCUGGGAUGGACCUGGUGGGGCUCCAGAACAUGAGGAAUGUGCCGGGCAUCCCCCUCACAGGGCUGCUGGGGUUCCCGGCUGGCUUCGCGACAAUGCCCACGGGCGAAGAGGUCAAAAGCACCUUGAGCAUGCUGCCCAUGAUGCUGCCGGGAAUGGCUGCUGUGCCCCAGAUGUUUGGGGUUGGGGGACUCCUCAACCCCCCUAUGGCGACUGCCUGCACUUCGACUGCUCCAGCGCCUCUGUCCAGCACAACGAAAAGUGGUACGUCGGUGACCGAACAGACUGUAGAAGACAAGCCAAUUAGCCAUGAUGUGAAAACGGACACUUUAGCUGAAGACAGGCCUGGUCCUAGUCCAUACUCUGAUCAGUCCGAGCCCGCAAUAACUACGAGUAGUCCUGUGGCUUUUAACCCAUUUCUCAUCCCAGGAGUGUCUCCUGGACUCAUUUACCCAUCCAUGUUCCUCUCCCCUGGCAUGGGCAUGGCUCUGCCCACCAUGCAGCAGGGCAGACACUCAGAAAUGGCAGGGCUGGAGAGCCAGAAGAGGAAGAAGAAGAAAACAAAAGGGGACCACCCGAACCCCACCCCUGAGUCUGCUCCUGGGUCGGACAGGGGGCCAGGCAGCGAUCAGAACUUCCCCGAACCCAGGGCACCUGUGCCCCCAGACGGUGAACACACGGCGCCGUCUGGGGACGCGGGCCUCAAAGACUCCAACAGUGACACCAAUUAGAACUGCUCUUUCAUUUAAGAAAUGAUGUGACGUGUAAGUUUCUUAUCCCAUAAAGGUUUGUUACUUCCCUCCCUUCACCUUCAUAAGAACCUGUGUUUCCAUAAGUAAUAUUUACCUACCUGAUUUCCUGUCCGAGAACUACGGUAACAGAUGUUCGUAGUUGCAGGGUCUUGCCACUUCGUUAGCUGAGUGUCGUCGACCUAGUCUAGGAGGCACAGAAUCCGCACUCUGUGGUCCCGUCGUCCAUUCCAGCGGUCCUAGUGACGCAGUACCUGGUGACAUGCCCUACCCCUUCUCUCCGAGUUUCCCGCCGAUCUGAGGAGGAACGUGGCAUAAGGAAGCCGUCCAGGGGCUCCCGAUGAAGGGCUGAGGGGCGGAGGCAGCAGCUCUUUUCUUCUGUGAGCCGGACUGAAUGAGAGGGAUGUAAUGGGGAACCAAAAAGCACAGGAAAAGGAAGUGCCGGUGCACAUUUUUUAGUUAAAAUAUUUCCCUAUUUUAUGAUUACUAAAUGAGUAGUAUAGACAGAAGUAUAUAACUAAUGGCUGAAAAUGCAUAUAUUCAUUUCUUUAUGAAACAGAAACCUUACUGGUAGUAAAUUAACUUCCCCCUUUGGGUUUUUCAGACGCUUGCAGCGAGAAGAAAUACUGACUAAGGCAUUACUUUAUAGACGUACGUUCUCUCCCAAGGUAAAGGAUGAUUCUCAGUAUGAGGAAGCUUGGCACACCUGAGUGGUCGCCGGUGACUGGGGCGGGCGAGGGGCGCCCUCCGUGGAGCUGCACGCCGCUCACGAGCACGUGACUAGCACUCCACCCCCCGCUCUGCAGAGCGACCCCAGCCACUGCUGGGCCUGGCGGGUCUUUCCUCUGCGCGCUCACUCACCAGGAAUCAGGAGCCUGUGAGAAACAGUCACUUGGCACUUGCCUAGGUCCUUUUGUCAAAGUUAUUUGAGGUUGUCAAAACACGGGUGUACCACCUUUUACAUGACUGUGAAAAGUUUGUUUUCCUCCAUUUUUUCUCUAUUCGGUUUUAUAUAUACUGCAGUUGGACCCAGAUUCCAAAUCAUCAGGUUAGUCGAGACUGUUGCAAAUUGACUUCAUUUUCCUUUUUCCUGCCCGAGCAGCACGUAGGCCCAUUUCCUUUGGCCUUCCCACUCAUGUUCCACCCCCCACCCCCGACAUCCCACUCUUUGUCGGCAGUCCACACUCUGAGACUUGAAGGGAGCUCGUGGUCCAGUCCUCUGGGGGAGCCGGGCCGUGCCGUGCCGGACCGCCGGGGAUGUCGGAAGUGUUACUAGUACCCGGUUCACAUGUUUGUUGUCACAUUUACUGUAUUUUUUACUUUUUUCUGUUACCGUUUUUUGCUAAUUUAUCAGAAGGUCCAAAAGUUUGACAUAACUAUUUCAGUUUGCAUUAUUUAUUUAUGAUGGUUUUGUCAUUGUCUUUUAUACAUUUGGGAUUAUAAAUUAUGUAAAUGUUAAAAUGAGCAUCUCAAAGAAGUCUGUUAAAUCGUGACCGGAAAAUCAGUCAAGUGUGUUUUCAAAAAGUGGAGUCCCGGUUUUGUGAAUCAGAGCUAUAAAUCAGGAAAUCUAUAACUGAUCAUGUAAGAAGAAAGAAUCCAGUAAUUGAACAAAUCCUGUUUAAUGACAUCUUUAUAGCAUAGAUGGUCUGUAGUGCUGACAACAGAUUUCUUGGAAAUGCUGCUCUCUCUAUUUAACUAACAUUUUGUUCAGUUUUGCCUCCAGUGGAAGCAGAAAGGGUUUUUUCAGCUGUUAAAUCCUUAAAAAUCAAUAUAAUUUAUUUAUGUAAAAAAAUCACUCAAUCAAUAUAUUUUUGAACCUUUUAAGUACUAAUUUUCUUUUUAUCAAGUAGAAAAAAAUGUAUUUGCCCUAAAUCCUUAAAAUACAAAUGCUAUAAAAAUUCCUGUAUCUUGAAAGCCUUACUGCAAAUGAGUAUUGUAGACACCCAGCGGGGGCUGGGUGUUCUCUGUCGUCGUCCUCCUCCUCCUCCUCCUCCUCCUCCUUGUCGUUUGUGUGGAAAAGCUGCUUCCCCAGGUUCCACGUAGAACCUCCAGCAGGUCACAGGGUUCAAUAUGGAUUUGACUUAAAAAGCCACCAGCAUGCUCGGUCCCUUGUUACAGCUUAUCAAACCUGUAUGUUAACUCUGGGUGUUUAGGCUUAUAUUUGACUGCUGUUGUGUCCCUGUUUGCAAAAUGAAAAUGACACUUUGUGGAUUACUUUCUCUGUAAGGCAUAAGUGCUUCUUAUGAUUAUUUUGACGUUUUCAAGAACAAAAGCCAAAUUUAAACUCUCCUCAGCCAACUUGAGCCUUUUCAUCAAGUUCCAUGUCACACACAGCCAUAACUUCCUUGGUCGUUCUUCACCGUCUGUCUUACAUAAUAAAUUGUCUGUGGUCUUGA
Messenger RNA from Artibeus jamaicensis (Jamaican fruit-eating bat), 10812 nucleotides. It is a transcript of the gene CHD6, whose product is annotated as chromodomain helicase DNA binding protein 6. The coding region runs from base 239 to 8398 and encodes 2719 amino acids. The record is from RefSeq and is a predicted model, not a curated record. Lineage: Eukaryota; Metazoa; Chordata; Mammalia; Chiroptera; Phyllostomidae. Gene Ontology annotation, molecular function: ATP binding; ATP-dependent chromatin remodeler activity; protein binding. The transcript has 38 exons.